CUGGAGUUUUUCAAAGCCGGAGCAAGAAUAAGUGUUCCUUCCGUAGUGCUGAUGUCUUAAGCAACGGCAUAGUUUGGAUCUAGGAGAUAGCUCUUAGUUUCUGGAAUGGAGGUAAACACUUCCAGUAGUGGAACAGAUUCCCUAACCAGUGGAGAGAUUCCAAGGAGCAGGUCAGAGGGGACUUUGAUUGAUGUGGAUGACUGGACACCUUCAGGCAGCUACAAUGUCAGUGAAAGCAAAUCAGAUUUGGAUAUUGACUGGUCUGAUGUAUUCAGACAUACCAAUGUUGUUUCCAAGACUAAUCCCUUCUGGAAUGAACUGUCAGCCUCCAACCCUUUUGUACAUGACAUAGCUGCUUCAAAUAGAAAUGAAAAUAAUAAAUACCUUUCGAUCUUAAAACCAAAACCCUAUUUAUUCUCCAAAGUUUCUAACAACAUGGAUUCUUUGGCUUCCUCAGGCGAUGAGCUAGAUAUUGACUGUCUUCUAAGAAAGACUUCAGAAAGAAGAUCUGGACGAUCCAAGAGUGUUUCUGACUUUCUGGAUAUUGUUGAUAAUAGAAGAUUUGAUUCUUGCAAGACAACACCUCAAAACCCUAUAGCUUCAGACAUGGCAUGGCUUCAAAAUGACCGUGAAGCCUACAAGAUGGCUUGGUUGAGUCACCGACAGCUCACACGGUCUUGUCUAGAUUUAGAAGUCAUGAGCCAUAGUCCUGGAUGGGCACAAACACAAGCUACAGACAUCCAUGUAGUUUGUAAACUGAAUCAUGAAGGGGGUUCAGUACAGCUACCUGACUCAGAUAUCAACAUUCAUGUCCCCAUGGGUCAUGUAUUACCUGGGGAAUUCCAAGAAGUCGGUUUAAAGGCUAUACUUAACCCUCCAUCGUCAUUUAACAAUGAGAUGUCUAGCACUGUAAGUCCUCUGAUAGAACUUACGCUGAGCAACCUCAACACAAGGGAAGCCAUUUUCCUAGAGGUGAAAGUUGCAGCUAAAGUGAAGAAUGAUCCACUCAGCCAAGUUAUGAGUGACAUGGUGUGCUUUCUUAGUCUCAACAAAGAGGGGCCUUUUAAGAAGCUAGAGGAUUGCUACACUUAUCAAGAUACUAUACAAGUGAAGCUAACGGACCUAAGGCAUGUGAUAUAUGCAGUGAUUGCUGUACAAGCAAACAAAAUCCAGCCUCCAGCAACUAAUGUCUGGGAUUAUGUUCAUAGAACAGUCUCAGUUGGAAUUUAUGGUCCCAAACACAUUCAUCCAUCUUUUACAGCAGUUUUUACAGUCUUUGGUCAUAACUACAUUCCAGGAAAACUCACAAUUUGUGAUAUAAAAAAGGGAAGGAAAAACAUGCCUCCCGUUGUGUUUCAGCUGUGGGGAAAACAUACAUUUCUGCUUGAAAAGCCACAAGAUCUAAACAUUUCUUUGGUAUCCUGUGAUCCAGAUUUUGAAGUGAAGAUGGAAGAACAAAGCAAAAAAAUUAAAGAGGAAGAGCUGAAAACUGGUGAAAUGGUCCACCAGCAAUUCCUGUUUUCCAUGCUUGGAUGUAAGGAGAUGCAUUUCUUUGUUUUCCUCGUUCAGAUUAAAGUCUCAAAAAGUAGCCAAAUAACACAGUUCCAUGUUACGACUCCUGAUCCAGCUCCAAAAUUAAGUGGAAUUAUCAAUAGGCCAAAGCGCUUACAAAACUCCAAAAAAAUCAAGUCUGAGCCGUGGCUUUUAAUAUCAACAGUUAAAUAUCCAAAGUUCCAAGAUAAAGCCUUGAGUGUUAAUACUUACGGAGUCGCUUUGAAAACUGUGUUACGUCAAAAUAAGAUUGACUAUUUGCUAGAAUAUUUUAAAGGGGACACAAUAGCACUUCUUGGUGAAGACAAAAUAAAAGCUGUGGGACAAACUAAAGUAAAAGAGUGGUAUGUAGGAGUUCUCAGAAAAAAGAUUGGUCUUGUACAUUGCAAAAACAUUAAAGUGAUUUCCAAAGAACAAGCUAUGGACACUGCUGACAGUGAGCUUACAACCAGGACUCUUGUUGAACAAAUUGCAUUGCCAUUCAAAAAACUGACUUACAUCUACUCAGUAGUUCUGUCUACAGUAUCAGAGAGUGUUUAUGACUGGAGAGCUUUGGCUGAGGUGCUAGGAUAUUCACAUAUGUCUUUGGAUGACUUUAAUGAGGCACAUGCUGAUAAAGAAUCAGAAAGAGUUGCACAUGUUGUCAAGAGGAUGAAGGAAGACUGCCAUGCUAACAAAAAAAAAAGACUAUUUCUUUAUGAGCUCAUUGUUGCACUUUUGAAAAUAGAUUGCCAGGGAUUAGUGGCACGUCUUACCCAGGACACGAUCAUUUUGACUUCAGCUGUCAAACUUGGCAAAUACUGGCGUGAGCUUGCGGAGAAGUUAGCCCGACUCACAAAGCAUCAAAUUGAGGCUUAUGAAAUACCCCACCAAGGGAAAAAUGGGGCAGUAGCUCUGGAGAUGAUGUGGAAACCUGCAUAUGACUUCCUCUACACGUGGGCUGCCCACUAUGGAGGCAGUUACAGGGAUGUCUUACAAGACCUGCAAUCAGCCUUGGAUAAAAUGAAAAACCCAGUAACAAAACAUUGGCGAGAGUUAACUGGAACAUUGAUUCUUGUGAACUGCAUGGAGGUUUUAAGGGCAAGUGCUUUCUCUAAAAUGGAGGAAGAAUAGACUACUAAGAUAUGUUUUGGAAAAUUCUCUUGGGAAACUGUACUGCUGAUACCUGUGUUUCAGUGAUGCUUGCAGAGCACAGCAGAAUGCAGAUUGCUUUACCUGAGCUGAUGUUGGGUCAAGCCCCACGGUUCUUGGGUAUAGUUCACUAAAUCUUGCUACUGACUAAAUAAGAAAAGAGGAAGGAAUUAAACUAGUGAGGUCAACAAAAAUGACAUGAAUUCUACAGGGUAGUUUCUACAAGAAGCUAUUUCUGAUUGCACUGACUUCUAAGUGGAGAUCACUUUUAAACACAGAACUAUGCAUGGAUGAGUUCAGCCUGUGGGGCCUAGGUUUACAUUGUUUUCAGUGAAGUAUUAAAAUCUAAAUAUCUAAUACAUUAUUUUAGUUAGUGUCCAAACCCCUCAACUCUAUGUCAAUGGGUGCAGGUUAGCCUGGAAAAAACUUUAGGAUUCUUUUUCACUCAACAGGGAGAGAAUUAACCUUAUCUCUCGCAAAACAGGGAUUCAACAGUUAUUUGCACCUGGAAAUAUUUGCUCAGUCCUCCCAGAACAGCUUUUUUUGAAGACUGGAAGAGAGGCAAUUUGGUGGUCGAAGGUGACUUGAUUUGUUCGGUUUGUUGAUGUAACUCAAGAGGGUUUGUGUCUUUUUAUUUAUUAGUUUAUUUAUUUUAAUUCCAGCAAACCUGUCUCGAUUUGGCUGAGUAGAAAUUCAGGAAGCCUUCUUGAGGUACACUGCCCAUCCCUCUCAUCACUUGCUUAAUCCUACUCUUGUUAUUAAAAAGGUAAAUAGGGAAGAGUGGUUUUGUAAUGUAUAAGGGCUGUAGACAGUUCAUACCUGUUUCUGUUUACCAUUUUCUUCUACCUUACUGUAUGAAUAAUAUGGAUGAUGGCUAUUAUUUUCUCAAAAAUAGUUAACAAUGGGGUGUUUUUUAAAUUAAUUUAUUUAUGCAGCAAUUAAUCAUCAUUAGUCAUAUAUUCUAAAAAGAAUACUACUUAGAUGCUAUCAAUAAAAAUCUUUCAAUUACUGAAUAUAGCUUAUUAUAAAUACAGAAAACACAGGUUGAAUAAUAGCUUCAGGCUAACCAACUUUAUUUUUUUAUUUAACAUGUUAAAUUUAUUUUUAGUUAAGUGGUAGAUCUAAGAGGUUAAAGCUAUUUUGGGCACCUUUGAUCAACAUUGGUUGAGAAACAUCAGCAAAUACUCAUGACAACCAGCUGAAAUGAAAAUUGCCAUUCUGACAUCACUUACAGUUGAGAAGACAAAGAUUCUUUCAGGAGUAGCACAGAAUAGUAUCAUUUCAGUCCAGAACAUGUGCUUCCACUGUUACCUCAGUUGAUCUCUACUAAGAUGGGAGGUUUUGUGAUUCUAAAUCAAAACUGUAAACUUCAGCAUUUCUCUUCCCCUCCCCUUUUCCCAAACCUGCUUUCUUUACUGCUUUCACUAAGCUUUCCCAAAGCAUGCAUAACUCAGGAAGGAGGCUGAGGAAAGAGUAUUUGAUCCAGCAACAGAGGGUCACUCAUCAGAAGAUCCUUUAGAAUCAGGGAACAACUCUAUAAGUUUGUGUACAAGUUACCCCAUAGACUUGCUCCUAAUUUGCAAUGGAGUAUUUGUUUUUGCUGAUCAAGGAAAGGUAGGAAAAAAAGGAGUCAGAUUACCAAAGCCCCCUGCUGUUUCAGCUGCUAGCACCUAUUUUAUGUCUUGCUCCAUUCAGGUUUAAAAAAAGCUGCAGAGAAAAUAUAAAAUAACUUUCUCUUGUUAUCUGUACUUCAGUGCAGAGAUCAGCUGUUUCUUCCUUCUUGCAUGCAGCAAAGCCCCCAGAAGGGGAGAAAGUAUAUGUUGUCUUUCUCUUUUGUGCUGCUGGGUGAGGCAAAGGUGCAUACUGGUUCCUUUUAAAACGCUUCUUUAAAGGUAAAAUGAUAAACUCAAAUGUUAAAAUUCCAAGUAUUAAAAAUAGCAUUAAAUUAAAUUAAAACAAAUUCAUUAAAAUGAUAUUUACAAUGUACUACUGCAUACUCUCAGGGUAUUUUUUGUAGGUUCCCCAGACUGCUUCUCCCUUCACCUUAGACCCUGUUUACAGCAGGUACUGUGAAACCUGAACAGGAUUUUGCAGUGGCACAACAGGUCUCACACCAUAUCCCUUUUUAAAAUUGCUGCCUAACAACUGAAAUACCAGAGAUCACUGAGCAAGUCUUUCAGCUUCACCAUGUUCUCUUACCAGCUGAUGUUCAUGCAUCCCAUUAGAUUAUGCUCCCUUACUUAAAGCACUGUUAAGCCCUUGCCUUUUCCCUAUUCUCUUUUGUAAACCUGGCUGCGACACCUAAACAACUCAGCUUACUUCAGCUUCUGAAGACAGGACUUAAUUUCCAUCCUUUUUUUCCCCAUGUCUUAAUUUCUUACCUUUAGUAAACAUGUAUUACAGGCCCUAUUAAAAAAGUAAGUAAUUAAUUAGUACAGUCCUGUAUUUUCCUGUUGUUACUACUAGCUAAAAGUGGGGGAAAAGCUACCAGAAGCACCCAUUCCUAGUUGUGUGAUUCUUCCAAAUUGAGUAGCAAGGACAAGCUGCUCAAAUCUUUCAAGGUUGAAGGAGAAUGCAUCAUGAGAAGGUGGUCAGUGAGCAGGAACUCAGCAACAUAAGUGCUCAAAGAGCAGAAGCUGUUGCCUGUUAUUCUCAUGGCCAGGAUCUUUCACUGUAAAACAACAGCAAAGUUGUUUCUGUCUUCAAGGAGAGUUGAAUUUGGUCCAGUAGAUAUAGCAAAUAUUGACUUAGUGAGUCAGUAUUCAUCUCAGCUUGUAGAAUUAUGCAACUGGUCCUCCAAGAAUAUUUCUUUAAAAGGGCAUUUAUGUUUGUCUGUAGUUGUGCUGUACUCCAGAGUCUUUGACUGUGGGCUUUGGUUGCUAAUUGUACUCUCCAUUUUUGCUUUAAGUUUCUGCUCAUAUGAAUGAAAUGUGCACUCGUGCAAUAUUCUGUUUACUUUAGCAGCCCACACUGGAUAUAUAUAUUAAAAAAAGGUAUUAAGUCUUCAUAUUUUAUUUAGUGUUCUAGUAUUCAAAACCACAAAUUCCAGCUGAGAGUGGAAGCAGCUGCACUCAGCAGCAGCGCACAGCUAGGAGCACAUGGCUUGCGUAAACACGCUCUGUUCUUGACCUUUUCUCCUUUCCUCCCAUCCUGUCAAGAGAGAACAGCUUUCUCAUGAGCCUGCACAUAUACCUUCUUGGAUUUCUUCAAAGCAGGAUGAGAUUAACAACUCCUCUGGAGAAGACAAGCUAUAAUACCUGCCCCUGGGCCUUGCCUUAAAUGACCCCUUGUUUCCAUGUUUUCCAAUUUCUUUGUGUAGCCUGGGGAAAAGAGCUGGAUCAGCCAGUUCCAUUUCCCUUUGUAUGCGUAGGCAGAAAAAAAACCCUUUCACCAUCCUGCUAACCCCCAAAUAGGUAUGCUUCUUCAGUGAAAGAGCAAAUGAAAAGCUUGCUUGAUUUUUCAUUGUUUUACAAUUCUACCUUCCCAUGAAAACGGGAAAAGUGGCUCCCUAGGUGUGAUUGCACCUGAAUAGGGCAGAGGUCUUCCAGAGUGGGCAGUGACCAGAAAUCUAGUUGUCAUUCAUGCUAGAAAUGCUGUUUUAUCAAUGCAGUUGGAAGCUGUUCCUGUUGUUACAGUGCAGAGGCAUCUCAGCUCUGUGCCAUUUAAUGGCAUAAUGUGGUGACGUAUUCCUGAAAUAAUAAUAGUCAAGAGAGGAGAAAAGGCAAAUUAUUCCCCUACAUAAAUUCCAGUCCUCCUGCUGGGUUAGGGGAAGGAUUCAGUUCCUGAGGUUUCACUUGAUUUUUUUCUGGAAAGCAAAAAGGAAAAGGAAGGUUUUUUUUUAAACAGCCAAGCCAGUCUCCAGGCAGCAGGUUGGACGCCAAGAGCAAGCUGCAGGUUGAAGGGUGUUCUUCAUGGAAUCAUCCAGGGAUGAAAAGAGGAGGAGGCAUCAGCCAUCCUUUUUCUUACUGAGGCCAGAGAAAUGGGCAAGUGUGUCUUAAGAUUUUUUUUUUUUAAUGACUGAUUAUCAUGAAUUCUUCUUGUAAACCUAAACUGUAUGAAAAACAAAUAAGCAGUUCCAAAGGAGCAGCAUUAUUUUGUUGUGUUGAGUUGACUCUAAAGACCUAUUGCUAAAGUCCUUCUCAGUAAGUUACCCAAUUGAUAGUGACUUACUAAAUAAUAAAGGCUAUUGCUUAGAACUGUAGAUGGCAAUACCAUAUUCCCAGCUAAACCCAGUGAUCCUGGUUUUUCAUCAGCUAACAGCUUGCUUAGCUAUGGAAAACUGAACCAAAUAGGAAUAUAAAGCUUUGCUGUUUUGUUCUGUUUGUGUCACAGUUACCUGUGAAAAUUACCUGUGAAAAGAAAAUAAAAUGGAGACUAAGGGGUUUGGAUUUCAACCCCCACCCACAGGAAAAGAAUGUAGCAAUGGUAUUCUGUACAUUAGAGUGAGACACCAAGCCUAUUAAAUUCUCUGGAAAGGACCUAGAACAAUUGUCAAGAUUUAAAGAAAUUGUUAGUGCAGUGCAAGUGAUAGCCAUUGUGCUUGAUAUUACUGCUGCCAAUAAAUCUCUACAAACAGUAUGGGAUAUAGCUAUUCAAAUAACCUAUGAUUAUUCUUACUACAGAAAGCAUCCUUUUAUAUUUGUUUCCAAUGUGUAUAUAUUACCUAUUUUUUUAA
Molecule: messenger RNA, 7357 nt
Organism: Melopsittacus undulatus (budgerigar)
Lineage: Eukaryota; Metazoa; Chordata; Aves; Psittaciformes; Psittaculidae
Gene: MACC1
Product: MET transcriptional regulator MACC1
Exons: 5
Coding region: 106-2664 (852 amino acids)
Cellular component (GO): cytoplasm
Molecular function (GO): protein binding
Source: RefSeq, a predicted model, not a curated record